Molecule: messenger RNA, 3318 nt
Organism: Emericellopsis cladophorae
Lineage: Eukaryota; Fungi; Ascomycota; Sordariomycetes; Hypocreales; Bionectriaceae
Product: NiiA
Exons: 2
Coding region: 1-3318 (1105 amino acids)
Molecular function (GO): heme binding; nitrite reductase [NAD(P)H] activity; 2 iron, 2 sulfur cluster binding
Source: RefSeq, a predicted model, not a curated record
AUGACCGUCCAACGGAAGAAGCUGGUCGUCGUCGGACUUGGCAUGGUUGGCAUUGCCUUCAUAGAAAAGGUGCUCAAAUACGACGCGCGGACGCGCGAGUACGACAUCACAGUGCUCGGCGAGGAAUCACAUCUGGCCUACAACCGCGUGGGCCUCACAAGUUUCUUCGGCCACCGCAAGGUGGAAAACUUGUACCUCAAUCCGGCCGAAUGGUACACACAAGCGCCCGAGGGCGCACUCGGCUAUCACAUCAACUCCAAAGUCGUCUCCAUUGACUCGGCCUCGAGGACAGUCACGUGUGAGAAUGGCAACGUCGUGGCGUACAAUGUCCUGGUCCUGGCCACGGGCUCCGACGCCAUUCUACCGAGACACACACCCGGCCACGACGCCACGGGCGUUUUUGUCUAUCGCACAAUCGAGGACCUACAACGUCUCAUCGAGUUUGCCGGCGUGAAAAAGGACUCGGUGGGCGCGGUGGUGGGCGGCGGCCUGCUGGGUCUCGAGGCGGCCAAGGCGAUGAUAGAUCUCGAGUGCUACAGUCAGGUGAAGCUCGUCGAGCGGAACAGAUGGGUUCUCAGUCGUCAGCUGGAUAGUGACGCGGGGACCAUGGUCGUGCAGCAGAUUCGAAAUCUGGGACUCGACGUCCUCCUCAGCAAAAGAGUCGCGAGCAUCAAGACGGACGAAUCGAACAGCGUGACCGGUGUCGUCUUUGAAGAUGGCGACGAGAUGGACUGCUCGACCAUUUGCUUCGCCAUUGGUGUGCGGGCAAGAGACGAGCUCGCCGUCCAGGCUGGCAUCGCCUGCGCCGAACGGGGCGGUGGCAUCCUCGUCAACGAUGACCUCAGCACGAGCGUGCCGGAUGUGUACGCCAUUGGCGAAUGUGCCAGCUGGCAGAACCAGACGUUUGGACUCAUCGCCCCGGGCGUGGAGAUGGCGGACGUCUUGGCGUUCAACUUGACGCAGGCCAGGCUACACGCGCCAAGGAUAUUCAAGCGUCCGGAUCUGAGCACCAAGCUGAAGCUCCUGGGCGUCGACGUGGCCAGCUUUGGCGAGUACUUUGCGGACCGUGACGGGCCCCGGUAUCUCCCAGCCAAGUACACUCGCGCUCUCAAGGCCACAGCCAACGGCAAUGGCAACAUCAGCAAGCAGCCCCCGGACGCCAUGGUCAAGUCUCUGACCUACAAGGAUCCCUUUCAGAAUGUGUACAAAAAGUACAUCUUCACCACAGACGGCAAACAUCUACUCGGUGGGAUGAUGAUUGGCGAUACCUCUGACUACGUCAAACUCGUACCCAUGGUGAAGAACCAGAAGGAGCUCGAAGUGGCCCCGAGCGAACUCAUCCUUGGGGCCAGAAAGGACGGCGAUGGUGACGAGGACCUCGACGACGACACACAAAUCUGCUCCUGCCACAACGUCACAAAGGGCGACGUCGUGCACGCUGUCAAAGACGGGACAUGCACCGACUUGACCGGCAUCAAGACAUGCACCAAGGCCGGCACGGGCUGCGGAGGGUGCAUGCCUCUCGUCACGACCAUCUUCAACAAGACCAUGCUGUCCAUGGGCAACGAGGUCAAGAACUACCUCUGCCCGCACUUUCCCUACUCCCGCGCCGAUCUCUACAACAUCAUCAUGGUCAAGCGCCUGACCAAGUUCCAGGAGGUGAUGCGCGAGGCCGGCCACGACCGGGACAGCCUCGGGUGCGAGCUGUGCAAGCCGACAGUGGGCAGCAUGUUCGCCUCGCUCUGGAACCGUCACGUCAUGGACAAGCCCACGCAUGGCCUGCAGGACACCAACGAUCGCUUCCUGGGCAACAUUCAGCGCAACGGCACCUACUCGGUCGUCCCGCGCGUGUCGGGCGGCGAGAUUACGCCGGACAAGCUCGUCGCCAUUGGCGCCGUGGCCAAAAAGUACAACCUCUACACCAAGAUCACGGGAGGCCAGCGCAUCGACAUGUUUGGCGCCAAGAAGCAGGACCUCCUGGACAUUUGGGGCCAGCUCGUCGCCGCCGGCAUGGAGUCCGGCCACGCCUACGCAAAGUCGCUGCGCACCGUCAAGAGCUGCGUCGGGACGACGUGGUGCCGCUUCGGCAUCGGUGACAGCGUGGGCAUGGCCGUCCGCCUCGAGGAGCGCUACAAGAGCAUCCGCGCGCCGCACAAGAUCAAGGGUGGUGUCAGUGGCUGCGUGCGCGAGUGCGCCGAAGCGCAGAACAAGGACUUUGGCCUCAUUGCCACGGAAAAGGGGUUCAACAUCUUUGUCGCCGGCAACGGUGGCGCAAAGCCUCGACACUCCGAGCUCCUCGCCAAGGACGUGCCGCCGUCCGAGGUGGUGCCCAUCCUGGACAGGUACCUCAUGUUCUACAUCCGGACGGCCGACAAGCUCCAGCGCACGGCGCGAUGGCUGGAGAACCUGCCGGGGGGGCUCCAGUAUCUCAAAGAGGUCGUCCUCGAGGACAAGCUGGGCAUCUGCGCGUCACUCGAGGCGCAAAUGCAGGAACUCGUAGACAGCUUCUUUGACGAGUGGGCCGAGGCCAUCAAGACACCGGCCAUUGCGGCCAAAUUUAAGCAGUUUCAAAACACACCAGAGACCGUGGACAACAUGGAGGUGGAGCAGGACCGCGGGCAGGACCGUCCCGUGUUCUGGGCCAAGGACGCCGCCGCCGAAGACUUUAAGGGGUUGCGCGAGCGCUGGUCGAGCACGACGUGGCAGCCCGUCAUUGAGGCGUCGUACUUUGACGGCGCGGACGAGAGCCCCAAUGGCAUCUCAGCCACCAUCAAGCGCGGCGACACGCAGCUGGCCCUGUGGCGCUUCCGGGGCCGGUACUAUGCCACGCAGCAAAUGUGCCCCCACAAGCGCGCCUUCAUCCUCUCCGACGGCCUCCUCGGCCAGGAGCCACGCGGCGACGACGACAGCGGCAGCGGCGCGCCACAGCCUGCUGCGCAGGCGGGACCUACCAAGUCGCCCUGGGUAUCGUGCCCUCACCACAAGCGCAACUUUGACCUGUCGAGUGGCGCCUGCAAGACAGACGAGAGCCUCUCCAUUGCGACCUUUGCCGUGCAGGUGCGCGACGACGGGUUGGUGUACCUCGACCUGCCCCCUGUGGAGGAGCUGGACGCGGAACUGGGCACCAAGAAGUGGAUGGUCAAAAAGGGCGAGGCGGGCGAGUCGCCGUACGCACAGCUGGAUCGCAGGAUUCAGUUCAAAGGGAUCAGAGGCAAGAAGCCGUCUGCCAUGCCGCACGCAGCCACCGGUAUGCAGCGUCCGGUGGCACUCAUGGCUGGUGGUGGUGGUGGUGGUUGCGGCAGCGCGCCGGACUGGUAG